GCGACCAAUGGGAGGCUCUCUCCAAGUGCCAAGGUACCAGCCUCCUGCUCGCCUCUGCGCCCAGCUGCGCUCCACUUAAGCGGCGCCACAGGACCGUCAAGGCAUCCUUUUCGGCGGAGUUGCGCAGCGUGAACGGACCCUGAUCGUCCCGUGGACCGCCGCUGGACGUAGUCACCGUGCAAACAAAGGGCCAGAGAGAGAGAGAGACCGGGCACCUCCUGGGGGGUUACUCGGGUUCAGGGCUCGGGCAACUUAAAUAGCUGCGCACCAGCGCGCACAACAGCUAAAGGAGCGUGGGGACGUGUGGAGGCAGCUGCGCACCAGCGUAGCCGGGAAAGAGCAUAGCCGAGAGAGCAUCGCGCCGGAGGAAAAGCAGCACAAAGCCCUCUUCCGAUGCCUGCCCAACUAGCUCACGGGGAGGCAGAGCUCACCAGCUCCGGCACCUCUCAGCUUCCCCCAGAUUUCUCCACCACUACUGCCUUCGCCCGCGUGGCCCAGAAUGGGGCAGCUAACGUGGAGAAGGUCCCCUCUGCCCAUGAGGACGUCGCACCUCACAGAGAGAUGACGGACGACGUUUUCGAUGAGACCUAUCGCGAGAAAGAAGGCCCCAAGCCGCAGAAGAGAUACGUCUGGAGGAACAUAAUCCUCAUGUCCCUCCUCCAUUUGACUGCCAUUUAUGCUGCUAUCUGGCUCACCCCUACAGCGAAGUUUGCCACCUUGGUGUGGGUAUUUGUUCUCUUUGUCUUGAGCGGGCUGGGAAUCACAGCCGGAGCACAUCGUCUUUGGAGCCACCGUUCCUACAAAGCCGGCCUGCCUCUCCGAAUAUUCCUGGCGGUCAUCAACUCCAUGGCUUUCCAGAAUGACAUUUUUGAGUGGGCUAGAGAUCACCGUGUCCACCACAAAUACUCUGAAACGGAUGCUGAUCCCCACAAUGCAAAGCGAGGCUUUUUCUUUUCUCAUAUCGGCUGGCUCCUGGUGCGCAAACACCCUGAUGUCAAAGAGAAGGGAAAGAAGCUGGAUCUCUCCGACCUGAUGGCUGACAAAGUUGUGAUGUUCCAAAGGAGGCAUUAUAAAACCUCUGUGGUGAUCAUGUGCUUCCUUUUCCCUGCUGCUGUGCCUUGGUACUUCUGGGGGGAGUCCUAUCACACUAGCUUCUUCAUGGCUUCGAUCCUCCGCUAUGCCUUAAUCCUCAAUGCCACCUGGCUAGUGAACAGUGCGGCACACAUGUAUGGCAACCGGCCGUAUGAUAAGACCAUCAACCCCAGAGAGAACCACUUUGUCGUAUUUGGAGCCCUAGGCGAAGGUUUCCACAACUACCACCAUACUUUCCCCUAUGAUUACUCAACCAGUGAAUUUGGCUUGAACUGGAACAUCACAACAGCUUUCAUUGAUCUUAUGUGUUACCUGGGCUUGGCCACGGACUGCAAGCGGGUGUCAAAGGAGGCCAUCAUGGCCCGGAAAAUUCGGACUGGUGAUGGUAGCCACAAGACUGGCUGAAGGUCUGCUCUCCUCCAUCUCCUUUCCUCCCUUCUUUCUCUUUCAAAUAACCUGGGCAUAUGUUUAAUGUUCUGCUUACUAACUACAAAGCAAUGCUUUCAGGAUUCUCAAGGUGAUGACUCUAACCCAUUCCAGUACUAUGUUUUGAAAUAAUGUAUUCAAGACCUGUAACUUUUACAGGGGACAUCUCUCUCUCUCUCUCUCUCUCUCUCUCUCUCUCUCUCUCUCUCUCUCUCUCUCUCUCUCUCUCUCUCUCUCUCUCUCUCUCUCUCUCUCUCUCUCUCCUCUUGUUUUUCCUGUGUUCUCUCGCUUGCUUUCAUUAGAAGCUGGUAGAACACCCAGCAAUCUUCCCUGCAGCUGAUUGGAGGGAUUGAGCCAACAGAGUUUCACCAAUGGAGCGACUCCGUUUGCAAUUGCGCAUGUUUGGGUCAUCUCUCCCUCUCCCUGGCUCUUGAGACCCUUGAUGAGUGAAGGGUGACUUGUCCUGUCUCAUGUUCUUGUAGAGAAACUCGAGUCUGACCCCUUGGGCCAGGGGCUCUGAAAUCCCCCUGGCGAGAGCAGAAGGAGUGGGUUUGCUAUUGCAGAGGUUAGGGGGCAGGGAUGGAAAGUGAAAGGAGAAAGCAUUUUGUAAGGGUUGCAAAGAAGCCUGCUGGUUAGUCCUAGAAUUAGGGGUUGGUUUUCUUAACUGGAGCUGAGUGAUGUUCUACCUCUACCUCUGCCCAUGUUCUAGUGUCUGCCCAUGUUCUAGUGUCAUGAAACUGCUCUUUUCCGGCACCUGGGCGCUAGUUUGGAAACCAAGCGGCCUGUGCAGGGUUAUGAGACGCCUAUGUACGAAAACUACACAAAGGAGCUGGUUGCUGGCUGGAACAGAUUUGGUUGUGAACGGGUUCCGAGUGGGGAAAUGGGCAUGUUUUGAGGGUGGAAAUGAGUGCACCAAAGCAACACUUCCCAACAGGAAAGAGGAAAAGGGAGGUACAGGAGGGGUUUGAACCAAAGGUGUGUGUGUGUCACAGGCCCAAGCUGCUUUUUGUGUGUGUGCUGGAAGAGUAUAUUUCCAUUCGGAUGCAGGACGGUGUGUUUGUUGGUGUAGGUAAAAACAGAUCGUUUUCAUUCUGCAAAAUAUGGCAGCCGAUGUCCACACAGUGAUCCCUGGAAGGAUCAACUAAGGGCUGAAAUCAAAGGGCCAAGAAAGAAGUAUAUUCCCUAUUCAGGGAGCUUUAGACUGUUUUCGAAACACCAGGGCAGCAUUAGGUGUCAAAAUUUUGCACCCCCCCUAACAACUUUGCGCCCAGGGCCACCGCCCCGUGGCCCGCCCGCCCCCGCUAUGCCACUGCUUUCUACACAGAUUCUUUGCAGGAGAGCUUGUGAAAGGAGAGAGAGCGAGAGAGAGAGGCCACUUUUGCAAUCCAUAGGAAAGCUGCUUUCAAACGAGGGAGGUGUUUGCACAGCCAUUACACACAGAUUUCUAACAGGUUGACAAAGAUUACAGCAUUCACACACUUGAUUUGAUUAUCUGCUACUGGUGAGGGGGGGGGGCAUUUGCAGUGAUGAAUGUCACAUGGCCAAAAAGGGCACAGCUUCUGUACUAGGGAGAGGAUAUUUUGGCAGACGCUGCUGCUGUUUUAAUUUGUGAAUUUAUGUAGAGUUGGCAUAUGUCUGGAAUUCCAAUGACAGCAUUAGUGUUUGGGGGGAAUUUUGUGAAAUUGACGAGAUGUCCAGGUUUUUGAAACUUGCCCCCCCCCCAACAGCUCAACAGCUUCCCCCCAAAAGCAACCCUAAUUUAGGCAUUGCAUUAGUUUCCCUAUUUAGUGCACCUCUUUCUGCCACGCAGAGAAGUUUCACUGCAGUGAAAUUUCCCUUCCUAGCAUCUAGCCACCUUAACGGAGAGGUAUUGUGUUUCGAGUAAUGUGAAACGUUAGAUCAGAUGCAACCUAUUGAUAAUUCAUAUAAAAUAUCAGCAGAAAGGGUAAGGGAGAAGCUGAUUCUGACUCCACAGAGAGUUGUAGUGCAAGUUGUUCAAAGAGGUUUCCAAUUCUCCUCUCCAAGAAGGGAACAACGACCCCACUGCUAGCUAGCUAGCUCAGCUUACUCAGAUUGGAUGUGUAUAGGAUAUUGACUAAUCCCCUGCCAUGCCAGAGUUUGCAGCAGCCUGUCCACAGUGGAGCCUCUGAAUUGUUCUGCACUGCCCAGCUGUCAGCUGAUUUACAUUUGAAUUACUCAUCAGUUAGCACUGAGGCUCAGCAAAAAGAUAAAUCCAGCUCAACAGAAAAGCACAUUGCAAAAACAGUACAGCUAAAGCAGGCCCUGAUCUAGGGUGAUGACGUUCUUUUCUCUGCUGUAUUGCAGAAUCUGGUUCCUGAGAUUAAGGCUGCAACCGUACGCCUGCUGACUGGGCAUAAGCCUUGCUGAGUUCCGUGGGACUUGUUUAGAAUCAUAGAGUUGGAAGGGACCCCCAAGGGUCAUUUAGUCCGACCGCCUGGAAUGCAGGAAUCUCAGCUAAAGCAUCCAUGUUCCAGUUAGGAUUGCACAGUGAAGGCCCCCAAACAGGGGCGUAGGGAGAUAGGGGCGGUGGGGGCGGGCCACCCUGAGCGGCGGGCUCCAAGGCGCACCAUCGUGGGCGCCCGCCCCGCCCCUGGAAUGCAUGUCACGCCCCUCUGGGAGGCACGCCGUGCCCCUGGGAGGUGCGCCACGGCCCUGGAAUGUGUGCUCCGCCCCUCCGGGAGGCGCGCCCCGCCCCUGGUGCCAGAGCAUGAAGCUCCGCCCCUGCCCCCAAACCAACCUCUUUCUGUUCCACUGUAACACCGGGGCACAUGUCUGUCUCCUUCCCCAUGACCCAAAUGUUCAAACUCCCAUCAAUAUUACAGCUUCUUGGCCACCCUGCUCCUUGUAGUUCAGCAGGAAAUACUUCUGGUUCCCGGGAACAUCUGGCUGACCUCUGUUGUUUGUCUGAUUCAUCAGUCCUCUUCUUAUGAAAACCUUUUAAUAGGAAGUGGCAGUUCCUGACAUUUCCACCAUCUGGAGGUGCAUGCCUGAGGAUCAUUGGAUCUGGGCUGUUUUCAUACACUAAUACCCCAUCCUGUAGAAUUCUGUCACUUACAUUUUACUGGCACAAUUGGAAUUAAUUUCAGGACCCAAAAUGCUUUUUCUGUGUGGCCUGAGCAGGAGCAGUCUUCCCCCACCCCACUGCCCUGCUCCACAGUUGUGAAGAAUAUGCUUACGUUAUGAAUAGUCCAUGUCACCAUUGAGAAAGAGAGGUAGGAAUAGGCCAAUAGAUAUGUGGAACAUCCCUGGAUCAAGUGACGUUUCUUCCUUAAGUUCUCCAAGUUCUUAACCUGGCUCAAGGUUGUCAUCUAAACUAGCCAGAUGUUUAACUGAGACUCAAUCACAGUCCAUCAUUUGAAAAAUAAGACUUUAGAGUAGGCAUCCCCAAACUGUGGCCCUCCAGAUCCCUAGCUAACAGGACCAGUGGUUGGGGAAGAUGGGAAUUGUAGUCCAAAACAUCUGGAGGGCCGAAGUUUGGGGGUGCCUGCUUUAGAGCAAUCUUGCCCCAAAAUGGCAACUAGACAUUCCGUUUUGGCCACUGUAACCUUGGUUUAAGGGGAGCCAUUUGGCCCUAGCUUACGUAUCUGAGUUUCUAAUGCUGGUAGACACCUAAAAAAUGCAGAACCUGAUUCUUUGUACAGGUAUGUUUGCCAGGUGACUAGAAAUGCACUUAGUGGCAACUUGAGGUUCCUGUUGAGUGCUGGGCUAAGCAGCCAUCACUCUCAUGAGAAUAGUUCAGGAGAAGUUCACAGACUGGGGUGUCUCCUUUCAUCACCAAAAUUUUUCACUGAAUCUGACAUAGGAUGUUUAGAAUACAGCAGUAUUGGUUUGGAUGCCAUUUCACAUUCCUGAAUCCAUUUGUUCGGCCAUGGCAACGAGCUUGGCUAUGACCAACAUUGGGUGGCCUCAGUCAUAGUGCUAGGUCAGUGCGAUUUCUGAAGGCUUAUCCUUGCUCUAAAUUGUACCUGGAAGACACUGGGGCCAGUAAUAAAUAAAGACCACAGAGCCUAGGGCUUGACGAUCAGAAGGUUCGAAUCCCCACAACGGGGUGAGCUCCCGUUGCUCGGUCCCUGCUCCUGCCAACCUAGCAGUUCGAAAGCACAUCAAAGUGCAAGUAGAUAAACAGGUACCGCUCCGGUGGGAAGGUAAACGGCGUUUCCGUGCACUGCUCUGGUUCACCAGAAGCAGCUUAGUCAUGCUGGCCACAUGACCUGGAAGCUGUACGCCGGCUCCCUCAGCCAAUAAUGUGAGAUGAGCGCGCAACCCCAGAGUUGUCCGCGACUGGACCUAAUGGUCAGUGGUCCCUUUACCUUUAAAUAAUCCUCCUAGCUGAGUCACCUGCACAGCACAGCCUCCCUAAGUGAUGUUUCCCUUGCAGCCAUCACAACUGUGUGCUCUCUCACAAAAGGAAACAAGUGCUAUUGACUCAGGUGUUGAGAUUGCCACUUGAUAUGGGCUAAGCGAAUCCAAAACUUUUGGGUGUGGGAUGAAAGCAUAAGCAACCAAACAGUUCCCAUGUUGGUCCAGACACUUUGCGGGGGGUGGGGGUGGGGGUGGGGUGUUAACGGACAAGUAUUUUGAUGUGCCUUAAGCUUUUCUUGAACAUACGUAGGAAGUAUCAAGAGCUCUUCGCAGUAUUUUAUUUUCAUCUGUGCUAAAUUAUUUCUGAAAAAAACACUUUCCAGAGGUAUUUUUAUGUUAAUUAUUUGCCUGCGUUGAAUUGUGGGUACAGAUGUGUUUUUGUUUUUUUAAUGUACGGUACUUGGUUAAUCUUCUGUUAAGGUAAGGAAUAGUUAGAUCACUUAAAAAUAAAGCCGUUUUUUGCUUCUCCUUUUUUUGUGUGGUGCACAUUAUAUCUAGGAUGCAUUCUCUAGAAGGUGACCACUCUGGUUAGCUUCUCUCUCUCUCUCUCUCUCUCUCUCUCUCUCUCUCUCUCUCUCUCCUUUGUGAUAUGGGCUGGAAUUAUGUGGGUGUUGAAUGGAGUAUGCAAUCUAGCAGUCAGAGCAGAAGCCUAGUUAUUGGGAAUCCUGGGUUCUGCUCUUAACUGCAAUUUAAACUACAAUCCUAUACUUAGGACCUUGGAGGCAGCCCUAUUGAAUUCAGUGGGGCUCCCCCCCCCCCGAGUGGAUUUUGUAUAGGAUUGUACUGUUAGAUUCUUUGUGAGUGCAAUGGGCAAGUUCUUCCUCUUCUCUUCUGCCUGCAUUUGCUGCCGUGCAAAAGGGCAAAAGCCCCCAUUUUAAAAGGGGGAUACUAAUGUGGUUUAACUCGAUGUUCUGAGGUAUAAGUCACCAUUGACUAUUUGGGACUAAACUGGCUUUCAUCUCAGUGCUUCAGCUUAAUUGGCUUGAGGUCAAACGGACCUCAGGUGUUAGUAAUAUCCAAGUAGCAGUUACACAAGCAAACCAUCGGAUUGCAGCGAGCGAAAGAGUUUGAAUCUGGAAAACCAAAUGCCGGAACAGUGGAGACUGUGAAGGUUAAUGUGAAUUGUUGACGCUCCUAUGCUCCUGAUGUGUGUGUGCAUAGGAUCUUUGUUUGCUUGUUUCCCAUUAAAUAUUUCCAUAUUUUAUGUGCUGAAAAAAAUAACAAUUUUCUUCUAAUAUGGAAUUGAAUGUCUGAUUUAUGCUGAUCUGAAGGUGUGUUUUUGUUUGUUUGUUUAUAAUAAAAUGGUUGGUUUUUGAAUUUGA
Messenger RNA from Zootoca vivipara (common lizard), 7223 nucleotides. RefSeq names its product stearoyl-CoA desaturase (gene SCD). Lineage: Eukaryota; Metazoa; Chordata; Lepidosauria; Squamata; Lacertidae. Gene Ontology annotation, cellular component: endoplasmic reticulum membrane. The record is from RefSeq and is a predicted model, not a curated record. Gene Ontology annotation, molecular function: palmitoyl-CoA 9-desaturase activity; iron ion binding; stearoyl-CoA 9-desaturase activity. Gene Ontology annotation, biological process: unsaturated fatty acid biosynthetic process; monounsaturated fatty acid biosynthetic process; response to fatty acid.